Molecule: messenger RNA, 2757 nt
Organism: Talaromyces amestolkiae
Lineage: Eukaryota; Fungi; Ascomycota; Eurotiomycetes; Eurotiales; Trichocomaceae
Exons: 7
Coding region: 1-2757 (918 amino acids)
Molecular function (GO): FAD binding
Source: RefSeq, a predicted model, not a curated record
AUGUUCGAAAAUGUCUUCCCGUUUCAACACACCCACCAAGCUCAGCCAAGACUGCGCGAUGCCACUUCUUUCUCCCAAUCUAGCGCCGCUGCCGCAAGUAGUAACAUAAUCGACAUCCGCUCUCACCCCGAAAAGACUGAAGACACCCUCCGCGUAUCGAUCCAGGAGAGUCUCGACAAGAUCACAAGCGCCCAGGGCAAUGAAGCAGGUGCUGAAAUGCCCAGUCUGCUUCUUUGGGAUGAACAGGGUCUUCGAUACUUUGAGGAUGUGACGUACAGCCCUUCGUAUUAUCUAACCAAUGAAGAGAUUGGUUUGUUGGAGAAGAAUAAAUAUCAAAUCGCGGGACGGAUCGUGUCGGGGAGUAUGCUUGUUGAGCUUGGGAGUGGAAAUCUGCGCAAAAUCAAAAUCCUCCUCGAAGCCCUAGACGAACUCGGCCGAGACGUCGAUUACUUUGCGCUCGAUGUCUCAUUACCUGAGCUCCAGCGCACGCUCGCCCUCGUGCCGCCAGGCCAUUUCAAUCACGUCCGCUGCUUCGGUCUCCUGGGCACCUACGACGACGGCCGCGAAUGGCUCAACAAACCGGAGAUCCAAUCCCGGCCCAAGACUUUGCUCUCUCUCGGAUCAACUCUGGGAAGCUUCCAGCGUGAUGAAGUUGCGGACUUUUUAAAAAGUUUUUCUGCUCCAGAUAGUGCUUCUGGAAAGAGCCCAUCGUUUCUAAUCGGUCUCGACGGGUGCAAAGACCCUGACCGCGUCUUCAGAGCCUACAAUGACCCCGAAGGCGUAAACCAUCGCUUUGUCAAAAUCGGCUUGUACCGUGCAAACCAGAUUUUGGGAUACGACGCUUUUGACCUGGAUCAUUGGCAUGUCAAGGGUAUCUGGGAAGCGCAGUACGGUCGACACAGUCAAUACUAUUACCCGGACACUGAUGUGAGUCUGGGUGACCGUGAUGAGAUGAAAUCUGUUCCUGCGGGGAAAAGUAUAUUGGGCGUUCAGAGUUACAAAUAUGAUGUGAAUGAUCAGAACGAGUUGGCGGACAGAGCUGGGCUGGAUAUCACGGAUUCGUGGUCGUCGGGACAGGGUUACAGCGCGGGUCCAGCAGGCCUCAUGGCCGCCUGCUGGGCCGCUCAAUACAGCAUGACCACACGAAUUAUUGAUCAGAAACCCAGCCGGACGCGCACAGGCCAUGCUGAUGGACUGCAAAGUCGCACAUUAGAGAUUAUGGAUAGCUUUGGCUUUGUCGAUCAGAUCCUAAGGCAAGCGGUAGUUGCGGCUGAGAUGUGUUAUUGGGGGCGCGUAGAUAAAGAGUCUGGCAACAUCAAACGAGAAAAAAGGACUUCGUUGCAGCCAGAUAAUCUCUCGAGAUUUGGGCAGGUUCUCCUGAAUCAAGGUCUGAUUGAGGAUGUGCUUAUUCAGUAUAUCAACGGGCUUGGACGCGCCAAGGUUGAAUGGCAGAAACGAGCCGAGAUGUUAGACGUAUCGUCAAAUGACUCUGAGUAUCCGGUGAUGAUCAAGGUGAAAAAUCUGGCGGAUCCUAACCAGAAUGCUGAAACUAUAUCUGCACGAUACAUAGUCGCUUGCGACGGCUCUCGUGGCUGGACUAGAGAACAGCUCCACGUCCCCAUGGAAACCCAUUCAGAAUCAACAUGGGGUGUAAUUGACAUUGUACCCAUAACCAAUUUCCCCGAUGUCCGCCAAUCCUGCGCCAUUAAAUCUGAUACACACGGUAGUAUCAUGACCGCACCACGAGAAAAUCGGCUUCUAAGGCUGUACAUUCAGCUCAAAGGGAAUGAUGAACUGGAGCAAGUCGCUCGACAACGAACAGAAGAAUCGCCGCGAGCACUCGUGAUAAUUGCGGAGAGGGCAAUGAAGCCGUAUUAUCUGAGGAUCUUCCUCGCCGGUGAUGCAGCACAUACUCAUUCCCCCAUGGCCGGUCAAGGAAUGAACAUCUCAAUGCAAGAUACAUACAAUCUUAUCUGGAAGCUCGGCUCCGUAAUGACUCAGCACGCCAGUCCUGCCAUCCUUGAUACAUAUGAAAGUGAAAGACAACCAGUGGCCAGGACACUAAUGGAAUUGGAUAAACGAAUAUUAUCAGCAUAUCAACAGGCAGACCCAAAAGGUGAAGGGGUUGAUGAAGUAAGACAGCAAUAUUCUGGAUUUAUGAGCGGGACGGGGGUGGUAUAUGAACCGAGUAUAUUGAUUGCACGAUCCGAUGCAAAAUAUCGAAUAGCUCGUUCCGGAAUUAAAGACGUUCAUGUCGGGAUGCGUCUGGCAUGCUUCGAGAAGACGGUCAAGAAUCAGGCGGAUGGGUCGACGAAACAUUUGUUAAGUCUUUUGCGCAGCACGGGGGUAUGGAGAUUAUUGGUCUUCGCUGGUGACCUGCGACAAGAAGAGCAAUUGGAGAAGUUGAACGAUCUCGCGAACUCACUUUCAACAAGAAACGUCUUGCAAAAGUUGAGCUCUUCAAUUGAGAGCUUUUUGAUACAUGCUAGUCCCAGAGAUCAUAUUGACUUUUUCGAUAUCCCUGAGAUGUUUCGUCCGUUUGAUGAGACAUUUGGUUGGGAUUAUGGCAGGAUAUUUUCCGAUAGUGAAGAAUCGCCAACGAUUAAUGAAGUCAAUCAUAUCAGCGGUCGUGUGUUUGAAAAGGGGGCCACGGAAUUCGUGAUAUUGUGUCGUCCGGAUCAACAUGUUGCUUGGAUCGGGGGUUUUGAUAAGUUGAACGAAUUGGAGAGAAAGUUAUCCACUAUAUUCAAUGUGUAA